GCCGUGGAUCAAUUCUUGGAUAAACUCAUUUCAUGUUAGACCGACCAUCACAACGCUUCUUUGUAACUUUAUAGGCCUACACUCUAUAAUUUCAUAUGAAUCACUCAGACACGCCGCGAGCGCUGCAGACUUCAACAGUGAUCUGAUGCUCAACAGAUAAACUGCGUUUGACCACUUCAGAGUGAUUCUGCAUUGAUUUCAAGGCUUGCAAAUAUAUCGACGAUGGAUUUCCUGGCGGCCGUGGGUGAAUUCAUUCAGCUGUCAGCGCGGAGUGCUUUGCUUUCGCUGCUGGUGUGUUUGAUGCUCAUGUUCUGGCGUCGAUCCGGUCGGCGGAAGUUACCGGGUCCGUUCCCGUGGCCGGUCAUCGGUAACGCCGCUCAGCUCGGGAACUGUCCUCACGUUUACUUCUCACGGAUGGCUCAGAAAUACGGCGACGUGUUUCAGAUCAAACUAGGCAGCCGAAACGUGGUGGUUCUGAACGGAGACGCGAUUAAAGAGGCGCUAAUUAAAAAAGCCGUCGAUUUUGCCGGCAGACCCGAUUUCGCUUCAUUUCGGUUCGUGUCCGGUGGGAAAAGUAUGGCGUUCGGUAACUACAGCCAGUGGUGGAAACUGCAUCGAAAGAUCGCACAAAGCACCGUGAGAACUUUCUCCACAGCCAACAUCCACACCAAACAAACCUUUGAGAAGCACAUCGUCUGCGAGAUUGGAGAGCUUAUCCGUUUGUUUCUGACUAAAACUCGCGAGCAGCAAUACUUCGAACCGCAUCGGUAUUUGGUGGUGUCGGUGGCGAACACCAUGAGCGCCGUGUGCUUCGGGAACCGGUACUCGUAUGAUGAUGCUGAGUUCCAGCAGGUGGUGGGCAGAAAUGAUCAGUUCACCAAGACAGUCGGAGCUGGAAGCAUCGUGGAUGUGAUGCCCUGGCUUCAGUACUUCCCAAACCCAAUCAAAACUCUCUUUGGCCAGUUUAAAGAACUCAACGACGAGUUUUACGAGUUUAUCCAUUCCAAAGUGGUGGAGCACCGCAAGACUAUUUUAAUGAGCUUCGUCCGUGACAUGACUGACGCGUUCAUUGUAGCUCUGGAUAAAGGGCUGUCAGGGGGGCCAGGGGUCUUUCUGGAUAAGGAGUUCGUGCCACCGACCAUCACAGAUAUUUUUGGAGCCAGUCAAGACACUCUGUCUACAGCUCUGCAGUGGAUCAUUCUGUUACUAGUCAGGUAUCCAGAAGUCCAGAAACGUCUUCAGGAGGAUGUCGACAGAGUGGUGGAUCGCAGUCGCCUUCCAACCAUUGCAGACAAGCCUCAUCUUCCGUACUACACGGCCUUCAUCUACGAAGUCAUGCGAUUCACCUCGUUCGUCCCCGUUACGAUCCCCCACAGCACGACCACGGACACGUCCAUCAACGGUUAUCCCAUCCCCAAAAACACUGUUAUUUUCGUCAACCAAUGGUCUUUGAACCAUGACCCGACCAAAUGGGAUCAACCAGAGGUAUUCAACCCGCAGCGCUUCCUGGACGAGGACGGAGCGCUCAACAAAGACUUAACCACCAACGUGCUGAUCUUCUCUGUGGGGAAGCGCAGAUGCAUUGGAGAAGAUCUGUCCAAGAUACAGCUCUUCCUCUUCACGUCCUUGCUGCUCCAUCAGUGUAGCUUUACAGCAGAAAGUAUUCCAAGCAUGGACUUUGAUUACGGGCUCACGCUUAAACCCAAAGCCUUUAAAGUGUCUGUCACACUCCGAGACAGCACAGAACUGCUGGACAGCUUGGUAGGAACGUCUCAGACUCCUACACAAAUGAGACAAAGACCUCAAGUUUGAAGUGAAAUAAAAGCACACAACCUAAAUACUCUGACAAAUGAAGGUGAAUAAGAAAACAAACACUGAAGAAUAUCUCAUAUCUGCAUGUGUGAGAAAAAAAUUUAUGUAUUUAUAGACGUCAUAUACUCAGGCAAAACAUUUUCCUGCUCAGAACGAGCUACAGGAAUAAAAACACACCCAUGUAUUGCUGUAACUACAUGAUGCACUGAUUUAUGGUAUAUUCAGCAAGAGCAGCAAAGCAAAAGCUACACAACAGGACAUUGCAUGGUGGCUUCAUUUUUAUCAGACAAAUGAAAGCUUCUAUGCAUGAUUAGACAAUUGAAACAUUUACAUGCAUAGCAUUAUUCAAUUGAGAGAUCUCUAUGUUACUAAUUCUAGUUCUUCUGGUCAGUAUAUAGCAUAUAGACAUACAUUUAGUCUCAGGUAUAGGAGAUGUGCCCUCAUCACGCUACAAUCUUUUAAUGCCAACACUAGGUGGUUUAAAGUCAAUGUGAAACACUGUUUGCAACCUAAUUUACUUCAAUGAUGUAUUUCAAAGUGAAACAAGAUAUACAAUGAGGAAAAAAAAAAUGGGGCAUGAAUUGCUUUUAUCUAUGUGUGUUGACUUAACACUGUCCUGUUAAUAUUUUACAUGACUGCAAUGAGCUUAAAGUAAUUUUUCCUUGUUUAGUUGUUGCUUGGGAUACUUUAGCUCAAACUAGCCCUGUGCUGCAUUGUAAAUGUCACUAUAUCUUGUUCAUAAAAUGAGAAAUUUGUACAGAAUAAUCUUAUAGCACUUUAUUGUUCUUCUUAAUCACUGUGCACCUUGAUACUAUUUCAUGAUUCUCACUACAGCAUUGUUGAGGUAUGUGCCUUGUUAUUAUUGACUUAGCAUUAAUCUAUAAUUACCAAAUAAACAUAGGUGGGUUUAACGCAGUCCACUUCCAUUGUGUUCCCCUGCAGCCUCCUUCCCAGUCUGGAGAAUCUGGCAGUGGGUCACAGGAAGUCUUCAAUGAAACUAUUCUGGAUGUCUGUGUCUAUAAUAAGUUGAAUGUGAUCUGGCACAUCAUGUUGUGUGGGCAGAAAGGAAAUACAUUUUGUGUAUCCCUUGGGUCCCUCCUAGUUAGGGGAAUCCUGAAGGGGAAUUUCAGGGUUUGUUAACUAACUAUAUAGUAUAUGUCUAGUAAUAUUUUUGUUUCUCUCUCUUUUUUGCUAAUUUCUAACUGCAGUGCUGCAAUAUACUUUUGAACUGUAACAGCGAAGUCUGAUCUGCUGUAAUACAUUUUUGUACUGAAUUGCAUUAGAUGUUAAUAGGCUACUGAACUGUAUUAUACUAUAUUUUUUUUGUGUGUGCAAAAUAUUGAUAUGCUGAUAUGUAGUUCCCAUUAUGUGAUACCAGCACAUAAUAUUAUAUUUUUCUACUUCAUAUAAGCUCUGACAUUUGGGUGCUCUGUGAAUUCUAAACUACAUACAGUGUACAGUUUUUGUAAGUAAAAUGUAGUGCAAAUAUGUAUACAUGAAUAAUGAAUAAAUGUAUACAUCAAAA
Messenger RNA from Megalobrama amblycephala (Wuchang bream), 3337 nucleotides. RefSeq names its product cytochrome P450 1B1 (gene cyp1b1). Gene Ontology annotation, biological process: hormone biosynthetic process; progesterone metabolic process. The record is from RefSeq and is a predicted model, not a curated record. Gene Ontology annotation, molecular function: oxidoreductase activity, acting on paired donors, with incorporation or reduction of molecular oxygen, reduced flavin or flavoprotein as one donor, and incorporation of one atom of oxygen; heme binding; steroid 17-alpha-monooxygenase activity. NCBI's taxonomy places the organism in Eukaryota, Metazoa, Chordata, Actinopteri, Cypriniformes, Xenocyprididae. Bases 223 to 1812 code for a protein of 529 amino acids. The transcript is spliced from 2 exons.